AUGUCGGAAAUCUCGUGUUCGGCGUGCGGGGCAACAUUCGCGUCGAGAAACGCGCUGUUCCGCCACUUACGCGCCGACGACGCUUCGUGCGGUGACGUCAACGACGUCGCGUCGACGUCGAGCGCGUCCACGCAAGUCGAGGGCGCCAGCCGUCGGGCGAGCAAGUCUGAGCUCGGCGUCGUCUUCGCUCGCUUAUCCGGCACCGGCGUCACGAAAGGCGGACAACGAAAGAAGGAAAAGGACAUGACGAAAGACGAGGUCCGCGCGCUCAACGAACGUAGACGCGAGCGCGCGGCAAGACGGAGGAAUGAGCGGGCGACGUGGGCGAGCGACGAGGACGCACUCGAGCGCGAGCUCUGGAUCGGUGGACUUCGAGGGAAGUUUCGCUCGUUCAAGGGGUUUCGCGACGCAAUUUGGCGCGCGAUGCCUCGAGAGGGGUGCGAGGGGAUUCCCGUGCCGCAGGCGCGCGUGUUCAAGGCGCGAGGGUAUAAGGAAAAGGGUGAGUGGGUCGGUUACGGUUUCGCCGCGUGUCGGGACCCGGGAGAAGCGAAGGCGUUGUUGGUGAUGCACGGCACGGAAAUCGUUGACGAGGACAGUGGCGCUAUCAUGGUUUUAAAAGUGCUCCCGGCGACUCGGCGCCAUGCAGGUGACAAGGCGAAGACGCCGACGAAGAGUCGCGAGCUCAAGGCGGGCGAGCACCCGAACGAGCGAGAUAUUUUUAUGGCGUGGACUUCCAAGACGCUCGAGCGUCGGGCGCUUGAUCGCGGGAUCACAAGCGAAGAGCUCGUGACAGACGCACUCGAGCGCGAGCACGCGUACGUCGCUUUAAGAGGCGUCGAAGUUGAUCGCACGGCGACAGAGCGUCUUCGCGACGAGUUGUUCGACACCAAGUGGCCGGCCCAAUCGCAACGACGCUCGGUAAAGAGCGAUAAUUACAUAGUUUUAAAGAGAGAGUGCUCGCCGAGCGACCCGUACGAGUCGCUUAAGCUCGCUUGCGAGGAUUUGAUGCGAGCUGUCGAUCCAUCGUUUCCGUACGAUUCCUUGGCGAUUACGAAAAAUUUCAUUUCCUCUGCGCACUUGGACAAGGAGGACCAGUCGUUUCAGUACGCCAUGGCAUUCGGUGAUUUUACGGGAGGCGGUGAACUGUGCGUCGAGAGCUCUGAUGGGUUGACUCGAUACGCGAUCGACACUCGCGAGCGACUCGCGAGGUUCGACGGACGAUGUGUGCAUUGGGUAAGAGGCUAUGAAGGUGAAAGAUUCAGCGUCGUCUGGUACGUGAAUCGCCGAACAAACUUCACCGAACCGCGGUUCGAUGUCGACCUGAGCUUCGUGGCGCAGGAUUAG
Molecule: messenger RNA, 1344 nt
Organism: Ostreococcus tauri
Lineage: Eukaryota; Viridiplantae; Chlorophyta; Mamiellophyceae; Mamiellales; Bathycoccaceae
Product: Zinc finger, C2H2
Exons: 1
Coding region: 1-1344 (447 amino acids)
Source: RefSeq, a predicted model, not a curated record